AUGCGCCAAUCAUCCAUCUCUCCCCACACCAACACUACAAUGUCCUCUCAAGCAUUCAUCCUCCCCCGCGCCUCUCCCUCCCCAUCCGAGGGCUUGGGCCCCAACCACAAAACCAUAACCCAACUCGCCCUCGGCCGCCUCGACCAAAUCGACCACCCCGCCGUCUUCUGGCCCAAAGACGCCAUUCGCCUUAUCAAGCACAAACCCCUCUUCGACGAUGCUUCAAAGUACACGCUUGUGAGGGUUAUCGGCGCUUUGGAGGCGUUAGAGAAGAGGUGGGAGGGAGAUUGGAAGGGGGUGGUUUGUGGGAGGACGGUGGGGGAGUUUAGGGAUUUGAUGGCUUGA
Messenger RNA from Cryptococcus wingfieldii CBS 7118, 345 nucleotides. RefSeq lists its product as hypothetical. The coding region runs from base 1 to 345 and encodes 114 amino acids. The transcript has a single exon. Lineage: Eukaryota; Fungi; Basidiomycota; Tremellomycetes; Tremellales; Cryptococcaceae. The record is from RefSeq and is a predicted model, not a curated record.